UCCCGGAUUACAGUUAUGGGAGCAGCAGAGGCGUCAAUUAGGCGAUGUACUCAAAGUUUAGCGCUCGUGUCCUCCCCGGUCACCGUCCUCCUGUCUGCUGCUGUUUAAAUUUAGUCCCCGGCUUUGUAGGCCUCAGCGGAGAAUGAGGAUUAUAUAAAAGAACCUAGAGACGUUUGCAAAACCAGACAAAAUGCAGCAUUUGCUGGCGAGGAGGCCAUAUUUGUCUUGUGCUUGGAGGGUCAAAUACUUGAGAUGUUACAAAAGCACAAUGACCUCACAUUUACCGAAAGAAGACCACACAACGGACACUCCGCAGAGACGUCUGAACCCACUCAAUAUACAGAUGCUUUCUAAAGGACUCCAUGAACAAAUAUUCAGAGGUGCACAAGCAGAGUACGUAGAAGAAGAAAUUCAAAAGAGCAUAGACCAUUUGAGGAAUCAUGAACUUUGGGGUCAAGAGACAUCUACUCUUCAAGAUGUGAAUUUAAAGCUUCCUAAGAUGUAUGGCAGUAACAUUGAAGAACAUUUCCAAAUUCUAGCUCAGAAGCAAAGUUUUCCGUAUCUCGAGGCGGCCAAUGACCUCUUGCAGUGCAGACUUCCGGACAUGCCUCAAGAAUGGGCCUGGCAAACUGGGUGGACCAAGUACACUAGAGAUGGUGGGAAGGAGCAAGUUGACUUCCCAGAUGAACGAGCUUUGGUGUUUGAUGUGGAAGUAUGCAUGUCUGAGGGACAGUGCCCAACACUGGCUGUGGCUGUUUCUCCCCAGCACUGGUAUUCAUGGUGCAGCAGGCGGCUAAUAGAAGAGCGGUACACGUGGUCUAACCAGAUGUCUCUGGCUGAUCUUAUUCCCCUUGAGACUUUUGUAAAGUCAAAUGCAUUGAACAAACCCAACUGGACGGAGAGACUAGUGGUGGGACACAACGUCAGCUUUGAUAGAGCACACAUUAAGGAACAGUAUCUCUUAAAAGGCUCAAAAAUGCGUUUUAUGGACACCAUGAGCAUGCACAUGGCUGUUUCCGGCCUUACUGGAUUCCAACGCAGCUUAUGGAUGGCCAGUAAAUACGGAAGGAAGAAAGGCCUGCAGGAAGUUAAGCAGCACAUCAUGAAGACACGCAACAAGGGUGAAGGUCCUGCCAUAACUUCAUGGGAGUGGGUAAAUAUUAGCAGCAUUAAUAAUCUUGCUGAUGUCCAUGCACUCUAUGUCGGAGGCCCCCCUUUGGAAAAGGAGGCGCGGGACCUGUUUGUAAAAGGAAGUAUGGCAGAUAUCCGAGCUCAGUUCCAGGAUCUUAUUCAAUACUGCGCUCUUGAUGUCAAAGCCACUUUUGAGGUGUUUCAAGAGACAUUUCCACUCUUCAUGGAAAGGUGCCCUCACCCUGUGACCCUAGCUGGGAUGCUAGAAAUGGGUGUUUCCUACCUACCAGUGAACCAAAACUGGGAGAAGUAUCUAGAUGAAGCUCAAAUCACAUAUGAGGAGCUGCAGAAAGAGAUGAAGAAGUCUCUCAUGAACCUGGCAAACAAUGCCUGUCAGCUGCUGUUUGAUGAUAGAUACAAAACUGAUCCUUGGCUUUGGGAUUUAGAGUGGGAUGUUCAAGAAUUCAAGCAAAAGAAAGUAAAAACUGGCAAAAAGAAAGAUCUUAAAACCGCAUCAGAAUGUAACACACGGAGCCAAGAUGUCACAGAGCCACAUGAAGAUUCUGGACCUCCCAGUGAAGAAGAGGAAUCUCAGCCUUUCCCUGGUAAACUUUACUUGGAUAGUAUCAUAGAGAAAACUUUACCAUAUUUGCCUAAAAGAACCCAACAUAUGCCUGGACAUCCUGGAUGGUAUCGUAAGCUUUGCCCGAGACUAAAUGAUCCUGAUUGGAUUCCUGGUCCAAGCCUUAUCAGCCUUCAGAUGAGAAUAACUCCUAAACUAAUGCGUUUGACUUGGGAUGGCUUUCCACUGCACUUCUGUGACAAGCAUGGUUGGGGAUACCUGGUUCCAGGACGGAAGGACAAUCUUGUGGCCAAUCGAGUAGAAGAUGAUGACUGUGAUGUUAAUAAUAACUGCCCUUACAAAUCAAUUGAAAAAGUUUACAUUGACUCUUGUAAAAAUAAAGCAAACAAGAUCUCGGAGGAUAAAGACUCAAAUGUACAGGACAGUUUCAUGCUCACUGAAGACAGCAGUAUCUGGCUAAAGGUAGAAGAACUCAGUCGACUGGAGAAUGAUACAAGCCUCGAAGAAUCAACCAAAUCAACUUCAAGGAAGAAGAACAAAAGUAAACUGGAGCACCCUGCUGAAUCACUUCCAGAGUUUGAAAACUCGGCAUCUCAUCACUAUGGAAAUGGCCCUUGCAGCGAUGUGAAUGUUUCAGGCUGCUGGUUCUACCGUUUGCCGCAUAAAGACGGCACUGCCAAUAAUGUGGGUAGUCCAUUUGCAAAAGAUUUUCUUCCAAAGAUGGAAGAUGGAACAUUACAGGCCAGUACUGGAGGCAACAGCGCCACACGUGCGUUAGAAAUUAACAAGAUGAUCUCAUUCUGGAGGAACGCGCACAAACGCAUCAGUUCUCAGAAGGUCGUGUGGCUGAAGAAAGGGGAGCUGCCACGCGCAGUCACCAGGAAUCCUGAUUUCGAUGAAGAACAUAAGUAUGGAGCUAUUGUUCCUCAGGUGAUCUCCGCUGGAACCAUCACACGUAGAGCAGUGGAGCCAACCUGGCUGACCGCCAGUAAUGCACGUACUGACCGCAUUGGCAGUGAACUGAAGGCUAUGAUUCAAACACCUCCAGGAUAUCAUAUGAUUGGCGCAGAUGUAGAUUCCCAGGAGCUCUGGAUAGCUGCAAUCCUCGGAGAAGCCCACUUUGCUGGUAUUCAUGGCUGUACGGCCUUUGGCUGGAUGACAUUACAGGGUAAGAAGAGCAGUGGCACUGACUUGCACAGUAAGACAGCCUCCACGGUGGGAAUAAGUAGAGAGCAUGCAAAAGUCUUCAAUUACGGUCGCAUCUAUGGAGCAGGACAGCCUUUUGCAGAGCGGCUGCUAAUGCAGUUUAAUCAUCGACUGACUCAAGAACAGGCGUCAGAAAAAGCUAAGCAGAUGUAUGCUGUGACAAAGGGAGUCAGGAGGUAUAUCUUGUCUGAGGAUGCAGAAUGGCUGGUAGAACAGCUUGGAAUUGCUGUUGAGAGAGGAGAAGAGAACUCUGUGAGCUUGGAGGAUGUAAGAAAGAUUCAAAAACACGCAUCAACCAACUCUAGGAGGAAAUGGAACUUGAUAAGUCGGAAGAUUUGGACUGGAGGUACAGAGUCACAGAUGUUUAACAAGCUGGAGAGCAUAGCUAUGAGUCCUUCCCCGAGUACUCCUGUCCUUGGAUGUCACAUCAGCAGAGCGCUGGAACCUGCAGCUGUCAAAGGAGAGUUUAUAACCAGUAGAGUAAACUGGGUUGUACAGAGUUCGGCUGUUGACUAUCUUCAUCUUAUGCUAGUAGCCAUGAAGUGGCUUUUUGAGGAGUACGACAUCGAUGGGCGUUUCUGCAUUAGUAUCCAUGAUGAAGUUCGCUAUUUAGUAUGUAGUGAGGACAGAUACCGUGCAGCAUUAGCUCUCCAGAUCACAAAUCUGCUAACAAGAUGCAUGUUUGCCUACAAGUUGGGGAUGCAGGAUUUGCCCCAAUCAGUGGCUUUUUUCAGUGCAGUAGAUAUUGAUCAGUGUCUGAGAAAAGAAGUGAACAUGGACUGCAAAACUCCAUCAAACCCAACUGGCUUGGAGCAAAGAUAUGGCAUUCACCCAGGUGAAGCCUUGGAUAUCUAUGAAUUACUUAAAGUAACCAAUGGUGUUUUGGAGAAAGGGAGUUGACCCAUCUGUAUCUGCAAAUCAGACAUGUCUGCAUCCAACUCCCAUGGAGUUUCUAUGUAUUCAUAAUAAAAG
Bufo bufo (common toad) is the source of this 3892-nucleotide messenger RNA. It is a transcript of the gene POLG, whose product is annotated as DNA polymerase gamma, catalytic subunit. The transcript has 22 exons. Bases 191 to 3820 code for a protein of 1209 amino acids. Gene Ontology annotation, biological process: mitochondrial DNA replication. Gene Ontology annotation, molecular function: DNA binding; 3'-5' exonuclease activity; DNA-directed DNA polymerase activity. Gene Ontology annotation, cellular component: gamma DNA polymerase complex; mitochondrion. The record is from RefSeq and is a predicted model, not a curated record. Lineage: Eukaryota; Metazoa; Chordata; Amphibia; Anura; Bufonidae.